AUGGUUGAUGAGCAGCUUGACGCCUUGACGAAGAGUUCAGCUCCGGAAUCCAUGGAGGAUCACCAGCUGACGACGACAGUGACAGCAGCUGCUGCUGGCUGUGGCGGCGCGCCGGUGUCGGAGCCGGUGGUGGCGGCCGAGGAUGGUAAUGGUAAUGGUAAUGCUGCCGGCGAUGGCGAUGGCCACUGGGCGCCGACGGCGACGGCGCUGCUCGGGGGGCCGAGGAGGACGGGGCUGCACCUGUUCGUGCUGAACGCGAGGAGGGCGCUGAGGCUGGACGAGCUCGGCGUGGAGGUGCUGCGAAUCGCCGUGCCGGCGUCGCUGGCGCUGACGGCCGACCCGCUCGCGUCGCUGGUCGACACGGCGUUCAUCGGCAGGAUCGGGCCCGUGGAGAUCGCCGCCGUGGGGGUCUCCAUCGCGGUGUUCAACCAGGUCAUGAAGGUGUGCAUCUACCCGCUCGUCAGCGUCACCACGUCCUUCGUCGCCGAGGAGGACGCCAUCCUCAGCAAAGGCUUCGCCGGAGAAGAAGACGACGACGACGGCAAAGUCGCGAAAGCUCACUGCGACAGCGCCGCCGUCGCCGCGGAUCUGGAGAAGCAGCAGGUAGCGGAUGCAGAUCCAGCUAAAGCCAGUGACGGCGAGGACUCGACGCCGGCGCGCUCUACCGACGACAAGAAGGCCGCCGCCGCUGCCGCCACCGGCGGCAAAGGAAAGAGGAGAUUCGUACCUUCCGUCACGUCGGCGCUGAUCGUCGGCGCGUUGCUCGGGCUGCUCCAGGCCGUCUUCCUCGUCGCCGCCGGCAAGCCUCUGCUGCGCAUCAUGGGCAUCAAGCCGGGCUCACCGAUGCUGAUCCCUGCAUUGCGCUACCUGGUGGUGAGAUCUCUGGGAGCUCCGGCCGUGCUCCUGUCCCUGGCAAUGCAAGGAGUUUUCAGAGGAUUCAAGGACACCAAGACACCCUUAUAUGCAACUGUGGCCGGCGACCUGGCGAACAUUGCCCUGGAUCCGAUCUUGAUAUUCAGCUGCCGUUUGGGUGUUGUCGGUGCAGCCAUCGCCCAUGUCAUUUCUCAGUACCUGAUCACGCUGAUAAUGCUGUGCAAGCUGGUGAGGAAGGUCGAUGUCAUCCCGUCCAGCCUGAAAUCGCUCAAGUUUCGUCGUUUCAUCGGAUGCGGGUUUCUGUUGCUGGCGAGGGUGGUGGCCGUGACGUUCUGCGUGACGAUGGCGGCGUCGCUGGCCGCGCGGCACGGCACGACGGCCAUGGCGGCGUUCCAGAUCUGCGCCCAGGUCUGGCUGGCCACGUCGCUCCUCGCCGACGGGCUCGCCGUCGCCGGCCAGGCCAUGAUCGCGAGCGCGUUCGCCAGGAGGGAUCACUACAAGGUCGCCGUCACCACCGCCCGCGUGCUGCAGCUCGCCGUCGUCCUCGGUGCGGGGCUCACCGCCGUCGUCGCCGCCGGGAUGUGGUUCGGCGCCGGCGUCUUCACCAGCGACGCCGCCGUCCUCGCAACCAUCCGCAAAGGCGUCCCGUUCGUCGCCGGCACGCAGACGAUAAACACGCUGGCGUUCGUCUUCGACGGCAUCAACUUCGGAGCGUCCGACUACGCGUUCGCUGCAUACUCCAUGGUCGGCGUAGCGGCGGUGACCAUCCCGUGCCUGAUUCUUCUCUCGUCGCAUGGCGGCUUCGUCGGGAUCUGGGUCGCGUUGACCAUCUACAUGAGCGUCAGAGCCUUCGCUAGCACCUGGAGGAUGGGAGCAGCCAGGGGGCCAUGGACGUUCCUUCGCAGAUGA
Molecule: messenger RNA, 1782 nt
Organism: Oryza brachyantha (malo sina)
Lineage: Eukaryota; Viridiplantae; Streptophyta; Magnoliopsida; Poales; Poaceae
Product: protein DETOXIFICATION 42-like
Exons: 9
Coding region: 1-1782 (593 amino acids)
Biological process (GO): transmembrane transport
Cellular component (GO): membrane
Molecular function (GO): xenobiotic transmembrane transporter activity; antiporter activity
Source: RefSeq, a predicted model, not a curated record